Rhopilema esculentum is the source of this 3457-nucleotide messenger RNA. RefSeq names its product cyclic AMP-dependent transcription factor ATF-2. Gene Ontology annotation, biological process: regulation of DNA-templated transcription. NCBI's taxonomy places the organism in Eukaryota, Metazoa, Cnidaria, Scyphozoa, Rhizostomeae, Rhizostomatidae. The record is from RefSeq and is a predicted model, not a curated record. Gene Ontology annotation, molecular function: DNA-binding transcription factor activity; DNA binding.
GUUUUAACCUCUCAGGUUAUGAAAUGCCGCUCUUUGCUAAAAAUCUGGUAUGACGUAGGCCUAAAUUAAGUAUCCUUUCGAGGCUAUAGCUUUCCAAAUCCAAUUGGUUGACGAUUAUGUCAUCAUUCGACUUAGGAGCAGCUUGUUUUAGCAUAAAUACAGUCUUGCUUCUUUUAGGUGUUCAAAUUAUUGGAUACACGCCUUGUUCACAAAUUAUGUUUCGCUAUGUUUUCAGUUCGCCACAUGCACUUUCCCAAGCCAACGUCAUUCAUUGGUAGCAUAUUAAUAUGCUCAAACUAGCCUUUACUAUUGUUAAUAUGUUUUUUCUUAUGGCUACAGCAAGAGGUUUUCCCAUAACUGAAAAUCUUCAUUUGUCGUUUUUCCCAGUCAUUUACUUUGAGAAAAAAUAUAUAAAUGUGUUUAAAUGUUAACAAAGUAAAUCCAUUGAAGCUAGUUUAUAGAAUAACUGUUUACUCACCAAAAUAUCAUGAACAUUUUAAUGUUCUUUAAGAGAUUUAUUUAAAACCAGAAAACUAUUCUUGCAAGACCAUAUGUUAGGGAAAAUACUUCAUGGAGAAAGUAGAUAAAAAGUUGCCUUCUUAAAAUGCUGGUCUUUGGAGUAUGACACUUUUCAAAGAGAUUGAAAAGAGACAAUAUCAGUUGAAAUCAUUUGAAAUCAUCUUCUGGAGAAGGUGUUUGUUAUUAAUACGAAAAAUGCUUUGCAAUAUCAACUAUGGCAGUAUGGUAUGAGGGUGUGCAUUUCUUUGGUGCUAACACUUGGAACAAUAUAUCAGUGAAUAUAUAAAGAUCAUAAUUGUUGUCAGUUUUUGUCAAAAGCUUAAAACCUUUUUUAUUUAACAAGAACUAUUAAAUUAGAUCCUAAUACAAAAAGUAUUAUUCUUUCACUCAUAUAAAUAAUCAGUUACUUUCCAGACCUACCAAGCCUCAGGCAUUUUAGAUAAGACACACACAUUUAUGUCCUUUCUCAUGCUCACAUGCAUCAAAGAAAAAUUAUUGCACAUUUUGCAACAAACUUCUUGGUUUAUUUAAAAUUUUUCUAUUUCAAAUCCUAGGAAAAUCCCUCUUUCCUAGCAAGACAAGACAUGUUAGAGUUUCACUAUAGCGGAUUGCAAUCGCAGUUGGGCGGAGAGGAGUGACUCCUUUUCGAUAGGAAUAUUUGGGGUAGCAGUUACACUCUGAUAUUCCGCUUGCUCGUAUGCCUGCAUUCCUUCCUCUGCAUUUCUGGUACACAGUGCUGUGGGCUUUUGCAGUGGUUUGUAGAUUCACAAAUAGUGACCAUUUGAGUGUCCACCAACAAAAGCAUCAGUUGUCAUUAAAUAUUGGUCUGCGUCAAGGUGAAUCUCUGAUUGAUCAAACCCCUACACCAACUAGAUUUCUACCAAAAACCACUGAAGAAGGAGGGGAGCUGUUUGAAGGGCUUGCUGAAUCCAAUCCAUUUGACCAGGAUUUCAAAAAGGCUGCGUUGUCGCAUGUGCCAUCAGCACCAACAUCAGUACUGUUGCCUGUUAUAUCUGUAUCACCUCCAGAGCCUAGCACCACUGAUGUAACAAAAACGACUGCUUCGAAUGUCAGGUUUUCCUCAGAAAAGGAGCUGCUUAAGUCGAUCCCACAGACAAAUAUAAAAAUACUUGAUGUCCAUUCGGGUCAAACUAAGAAGAUACAGGAAGGUGGGGCAGGCAAUGUGACAAUUGUUGUCAACACACAGAAAAGUCUAUCAAGAGUGAAUCCUGCUUCAAUACUCAAUAGCAAACGGCCCACAACUGUUCUAAUUCAAGGCCAAAGCAACAUUCAACCAAUCAUUAUAAAUCAGGAAUUGCGAGCGUCAGGUGGAGUAAUGCCCAUGAUUGGUAUCAAAACUAGCUCUGGGAACGGAUCUGGCAGGGCAGCGGUGCCUCAUCCUGCGAUUGUGAUGUCACGCAGCCACCAAAAUGGAACUACUGAUUUAAAACAGAGAUUAAAAGAAGUCAUACAACAAAAUGCCACCGCUUCAUCUAGCAGCCCAUCGCCGAAAUCAAGGCCAUCUCCUAAUCAUAGUAUGCAGCACUCGUCAGCUUCAUCGCCAAGCAACUCUGUGAAGUCAGAUAACUCUGACAUGAUGAAUGAAGACUUUGACGAGGAUAUGAAGGGCGUGCCAAGUAAGAGAAGUCGACGAAGUCAAGAAGAUUUGGAUCCUGAUGAAAGAAGACAAAAAUUUCUUGAAAGGAAUAGGGCUGCUGCCUCAAGAUGUCGACAGAAACGAAAGGUUUGGGUCCAGCAACUUGAGAAGAAGGCAGACGACUUAUCGUCAACAAAUGUUGCUCUCCAGAACGAAAUCAGUGUCUUACGAACAGAGGUAGCACAGUUGAAAGCGCUGCUAUUGGCCCACAAAGACUGUCCAAUCACGAUGCAACAGCAGAAAGCUCUUAUAAAGCAAACCAACCCAAACUUUGGAGAUCAAUCAGAAAGUUCAAUUGUUGCUGUGACAUCACUAAAUCAACAGCGUUUCGAAACAGCAGAAGAGGUUGCAUCAAGUGCCUUGACGGACAUGGCAAACCAGGGACAGUUGGUUGAACCUUGUAAAGGCCGAUCUAUGACUGGUGUGUCUGUGAUCUCCGUUUCUAAUUCAUCUUCAGUAGACACAGCAGUAAUAGCAAACUAAUGUAAAUAUCUUCCCGUUGUCCUAUAUAUAGAUCUAUAUAUAUAAAUGUAUUCAAAAGUGUCUAGUGUUUUGUAAUUAGUAUAACCUUUCUUUCAUCUUUUCUCUACCUGUGUUUUUAUUGUAGAAUCAUUAGGGGGCCUUGAGACGGCCAAUUUGCUAUGAUGCCCGACACGUCUUAAGUGAAUUUUUUCUUCGUAUCUGCUGCGAUCUUCUCAGCAAUAUAUAAUGUACAAACAGAAGUCGGUAAUUAGAAAUCGUAUAGCGUAAGCUGUCUUUUUAGAACGAUUUGAAUCCGUAGUAAAGCCAUUGGUUCCUUUGGAAGUUUUCCCACGUAAUUGAAGAGUUAUACUUGUCUAGCCCAAAGAUAAAUGUAGUAAAAUAAGGCAAAGAUCUCUAGUAGCACUGUUAAUCCAUAGUUAACUUUUUGUCCGUGAUACUUUUUAUCCCAUCCUAGCCCCACCUGUAGAGUCAGCCAUUUCCCUGCUCCCGUUUUUAAAAAUACAUCAAAGUUGCACACUUAUUGCUGUAAAUAGUAACUCCCUAUUUUUUGGUUUUGUAGUUUUUCAGAACCUAUAAUCUCUUGAAAUCCCAAGCAAUCAAUUCCUAUAUUCUUGCCCACAGCACAGUUUUUUCAAUGGUCACCAAAAUCUCCCAAAUAUUUAGUGAUAUAACAUACUCUCAAGCAGCUAAUUUUUUAACCUGUCUGUUCUAGUCUAUUUUUAAGAUAUUAUUUCUUAUUCCAUAGCACGACUGUAGAAUUUUAAUAAGUCAUUGUUACCAUAUUAAUUUUUCAAGAAA